UAGAAUUAUAAAACAAAAUUUUUUUUUAAAAAAAACCCCUAAAUCACACUGCCUCACCCCACCAUCUACCCAACUGCACAAACACGUAAACCACCACAACACCACCUCCACCAACUUGAACACCUCACGGCAACCUCAGCCUUACAACCUUUCAGGCAUAAACCGGAGAUAUAAAGAUAGGUAAACAUAUAAGUUUUAAGUCGUAAAAUUCAACUAAAUAAACCGGAGGUGUCGAGCAAACACUCAAAAUAAAAACAGAGAUGGAGAACAACUUCAAUGGAAAGGGAGGAGAUCCACAACAACUUCAAUGGACGACAGAAACUUUGCCUAAAGUUUUCACCAUUGUUAGUUCUACUCUUCCUCAACGCGACCUUAUUUCUCUCUUAGUCGUCAGUCCAUGGCUUUAUCACUCUCUCUCUUCCCAUUCUUCUCUGUGGCAGGUUCUUGAUUUUCAUGAGAUGAACAAUGCUGGUAAUCGGCUCUUAGCCGCUCUUUCUCUGCCUAGGUAUAAAAAUGUGAAGCAAAUAAACCUUGAAUUUGCACAAGACAUUGGGGAUAAUCAUCUUGAAUUGAUCAGAAAUAAGUGCCCCAGCUCUCUUAUGAACCUAGAGAUCCUGAACUUGAAUGGAUGCCAGAAGAUUUCUGAUAAAGGAGUUGAAGCCAUAACUAGUGCAUGUUCACAUUUGAGAGUCUUUUCGAUAUACUGGAAUUUGAGGGUAACAGAUGUUGGCGUGCAGCAUCUAGUAAAGAAUUGCAAACAUGUUACUGAUUUAAAUUUCAGUGGCUGUAAGAAUAUCUCAGACAAGAGUAUGCAGCUUGUUGCUGACGCAUAUCCAGAACUGGAAUCAUUGAACAUUACGAGGUGCAUCAAGCUCAGUGAUGGUGGCUUGCAGUACAUACUACUCCAAUGUACCUCUCUAAAGAGUCUUAAUUUGUAUGCCUUGUGUGGUUUUACAGACACAGUUUACAAGAAUAUGUCACUUCUUCCUCAUCUUAGAUUCUUGGAUCUCUGCGGAGCUCAAAAUCUGUCUGAUCAAGGACUAAUGUGCAUAGCUAAAUGCAGUUGUUUGGUUUACCUUAACCUCACAUGGUGUGUACGUGUUACAGAUGUAGGAGUCAAAGCUAUAGCAGAAGGAUGCACCUUUCUUGAACUGCUAAGUUUGUUCGGAAUUGUGGGGGUGACUGAUGAGAGUCUUGAAGCACUCGCUAAAACAUGUUCAGGUACACUUAAAACACUCGAUGUGAAUGGCUGCAUAAACAUUCAGAGAAGAACCCGUGAAAAACUUCUCCAAUUGUUUCCGCUUUUAGAGUGCUUUAAAGUGCACAGCUAAUGCAGCACUUGUUCGUGGAUGCUGAUCUCAAUUUGAUUUCAUCUUGCGAACAUUUAAACAGAUAUUUAGAUCACAUCUACCUAUUGGUGAAUAUUCCAGAGUUGUUUAUCAUUGCUGAUGAACCAUAACCGAGAGCACCACAACCCUUCAAAAGUGAUAUCUUAUCUAUGUCAAUAGUACUUUGGGGGAUGAUUAUUGGUGCUUCCAAAUACAUGGAAUUACACAAUACACAAGUUUGCGGGUAAGCAUUAAUUACAAAGUUGUAACAAGACUAGAAUCCAAAGGAGUUGGUGGACUAUUGCAUUUUUUUACAUCUUCAUUAUUGGUUCUUUCAAUUGGCCAUUAUUGUAUAUGAAUGCGCAAAAUGCUUCUACUACAACUCAAAGAAACAAGUUGUAUGUUUCAAUUUGUACCGAUAGUUCUUUGAAAUGGGAUCCAUUUUUCAGAUAGGAACAUCUUAAUAAAUACUUGUCGAUACCCUAUUUUGCUGA
Messenger RNA from Amaranthus tricolor (Joseph's coat), 1822 nucleotides. Its product is annotated as F-box protein At3g58530. Bases 261 to 1331 code for a protein of 356 amino acids. Gene Ontology annotation, biological process: SCF-dependent proteasomal ubiquitin-dependent protein catabolic process. The record is from RefSeq and is a predicted model, not a curated record. The transcript is spliced from 12 exons. Gene Ontology annotation, molecular function: protein binding. Gene Ontology annotation, cellular component: SCF ubiquitin ligase complex. NCBI's taxonomy places the organism in Eukaryota, Viridiplantae, Streptophyta, Magnoliopsida, Caryophyllales, Amaranthaceae.